Messenger RNA from Nylanderia fulva, 2213 nucleotides. It is a transcript of the gene sqd, whose product is annotated as RNA-binding protein squid. Gene Ontology annotation, biological process: regulation of gene expression. The record is from RefSeq and is a predicted model, not a curated record. Gene Ontology annotation, molecular function: RNA binding. Gene Ontology annotation, cellular component: nucleoplasm; chromatin. NCBI's taxonomy places the organism in Eukaryota, Metazoa, Arthropoda, Insecta, Hymenoptera, Formicidae.
AACGCGAGGGCCCCGGUCUUCUCCAUUCGGCGGUCGAACGACGCGGACGUGUUGAGAGAGAGCGGAUACAUCUCGCCAAGCGAGCAGUUUUGUGCUCGACACACGCGCACGCAUACAUACACACAUACAAACAAAUACACACACACACAGUGAUCACGUGCUGAUCCGAGUAAUUUUACGCCGUGCGUAGAAUCACACGGAGGAUCGAAAAGUCGACGAUGGCCGAUCAGGAGGGCAAGGAUUUUAGCGAGGAUAUCGCGGAGCAGAACUUCGCCGAGCAGAACGGCGACGCCGAGAACGGUGCCGGUAUGGACGCUUCCGCGGAAAACAGCCAGGAGUCUCAGGAAGACAGGUCGGGUGGAGCUAACCAGGAUUCUCUGAACGAUAGGAAAUUAUUUGUUGGUGGUUUAAGUUGGGAAACAACUGACAAGGAACUGAGAGAACAUUUUAGCGCAUACGGCGAUAUCGAAAGUAUCAAUGUCAAGACAGAUCCUAAUACAGGACGAUCGAGAGGAUUUGCGUUUAUCGUCUUUGCUAAGGCUGAAUCUCUUGAUAAGAUUAUGGGAGCUGGUGAUCAUGUCAUCAAUAAUAAAAAGGUUGAUCCCAAGAAGGCGAAAGCCAGACAUGGUAAAAUAUUUGUCGGCGGUCUUUCAACGGAACUUUCCGACGAUGAUAUCAAAAAUUUCUUCUCACAAUUUGGAACCAUCGUCGAGGUGGAGAUGCCGUUCGAUAAAACAAAGAAUCAGAGGAAGGGAUUCUGUUUCAUCACUUUCGAAUCUGAACAAGUGGUUAAUGAAUUAUUGAAGACCUCAAAACAAACAAUAAAUGGUAAAGAGGUCGAUGUAAAGAAGGCGACACCCAAACCCGAUGGUAUGAUCGGUAUGCGCGGUGGACCGGGCGUUCGUGGUAGUCGUGGCGGCAGAGGUGGCCGAGGUCGUGGAUUCGGUCAGGGCGGAUGGGGACAAGGUGGCUAUGGCGGCAGUUACAGCAGUGGCUACGGCCAAGGAGGAUACGGCAGUGGCUACGAUGGAUAUGGAUACGAUUAUUACGGUGGCGGUGGGUACGGAGGUUACGGUGGCUACGACUACAGUGGAUACGACGGAUACGGCUACGGCGGUGGUAAUUACGAUGGUGGCUACAGUGGUGGGCGUGGUGGUGCACGCGGCAAAGGUAAUACGGAGCGCAAUUUCCGUUCUUCAAGAUUACAUUACUCGCCCAAUCAUUCCACUAAAUCACGUUAUCUUCGGCAAGAAUACCGAAAAGCGAGAACUCAACAAUCAGAUUUUUAACAAAUUAUUUGUUUUCUUUCUUUUUUUGUAUAUAUAAAUGUAUACAUAUUUGCUUUUGAAUUCCCAUAGAGCAUUUGCGUCCGCAUCGCAUAGCAUAUCGUGAAUAAUUAUAUUGAUAGAUUAUUUUAAUUUUGUCUACAAGAUAUAACACGAUGUGGAGAAAAAAAACUACCGUAUAUGAGUAAGCAGGCAAUGUUGUACUUUUUACAUAGCAUGCAAAAAUAGUGAGUAAGAAAAGAGAUAAGUCGAACUGUUUAUAAUAAGUGUGCGAGGUAUGAAACGAGAUAAAAGGAUUAUUGCUUCCUCUCUUAUUAGUAAGAUAAUAGGAUUAAAUAAAUUCUCGUUUUGUGUACAUAUCUCAUAUAUCCAUUUGUAGUGUGCUCUGACCUCCUAUACGGUAACUUAUUUUUUUUCUUUUUAAAACGCGACAUGUACACAUUUGUUUGAAACGUAUAGGAAAAUAAUCAUUUAUAUAUUAGAUUUAAAUAAGACUGACACAUACGCAACACACUUAAAGAAAUGUAUCAGACUUAUUGAUAGAACUAAUACUCUGUGAAUUCUGUCACACACACAUCUGCGAUCUGUUUUAAGUGUUUUCAUUCUGGAAAAUGACAAUGCACUUAACUUGUCGCAGCGUGCGCUAAGACAAAAUUCUUGCUCGAACAAAGAACAGCGCAUGUACAUUAUAUUUAUAUAAUCGACAUUCUCAUUCUACAAAAUGAGAAAAUUGUCACAGUAAGAUUUUUAAAGUACAACAGACAAUAUUGUAUUGAAAAUAAUGCAAUAUUGAGAUGUAUUGUAUUUUUGUCCGAGUAACAUACUAUGUUCUGAUCCUAUGUCACAAAAAGUAUUAUACAAGUUAAAAGAAUAAUCUUAUGUUAGCUCUAAAAAUUAUUAUUUAAAAUAAAUUAUAUAUCCCCAAAA